Messenger RNA from Pseudogymnoascus verrucosus, 1389 nucleotides. RefSeq lists its product as uncharacterized. The record is from RefSeq and is a predicted model, not a curated record. The transcript is spliced from 2 exons. The coding region runs from base 18 to 1163 and encodes 381 amino acids. NCBI's taxonomy places the organism in Eukaryota, Fungi, Ascomycota, Leotiomycetes, Thelebolales, Thelebolaceae.
CCAAAUAAUUUCUUCCCAUGGAUGGACUCUCAGCAGCUGCCAGCGGCAUUGCCGUCGUCUCCCUCGCUAUCCAACUCGCAGAAAGUGUCAAGAAACUCCACGACUUCUGGGAGUCUGUCAAAGACGCACCGAAACAUUUCUGUGCAAUUCAGACAGAUCUGCGAUUGUUAUCUACGAUUCUUGAGAAGAUCGAUUGUGAAGAGGAUUUAUCUGAUCCAUAUAUUCGCGAUGUGUUGAAGAAUUGUGAAGGGCAAGUUGCGUCGCUUGUUACAACUGUGAGCGAUAUUGUUCCUGGCUUCAAGGCUGAAAGUCGACGUACUCGAGCAUGGGCUACUUUAAAAGCCGCGUUCAAGAAAGAAAAAGUCGGCGAGUUCAAAUCAUGUUUACAAGAGACGAUGUCAACAUUACGUCUUGCACUGAUAAUGGCGAGCCAUACAUCCCAUACUACGCAGCAUCAAGCACUCAAGAAGGAAAUAGAAACCCUUCAACUGCAGCAGACACUUCAACUACACCAGACGACCCAAGCUGUAACGACCUUAUCGAAGAUCUCGGAUGAUCUUAACAACCACAAGCUGGAAAUACUCGCUGCUGUCCAUCAAAUGAUGCCUGGCAGUUCUAAUCCAGUGUACCGACACGGGGUUGAAUUUGGUCUCAAGCAGGCAUUUGAACAAAUAUCGAGUGUUACAAUGAGCGAGGUCGAUGCUCAACCUACACCCUCGACACGACGUUCCACAACCAAACGCCGCCAGGUCUAUGAAGGGACAAGAAUUUAUAAAAGAUACCAAACAAGUACUACGAGUACCAUUUUUGGUACAUUUCAUAUCUCUUCUCAGACAUGUGCACUUAUUCCGGAAGGAAGUGACGAGGAUGACGACGACGUGCAAUACGAGCAUUUCACAACAAUUCGAGUCCAUCCUAGCUGGUGGCUCAUAAAAAUGGGUUUUCAAUAUCACAUCAAUGCUAUGAUAACGCAAACCUCGCAAGAAUGGCGGCCGUUAUUUCUCAAGUCUUACGCGGUACCUGACGACGCUAUUAUUUUUAGCCUCUGCGACACAGGAGACAUUGAGGCUGUUAAAAAACUCUUCUCAGCCCGAGUAGCCACGCCAUGGGACACAGAUUUUAGAGGCUGGACACCCUUGCAUGUAAGUUUUAAUAAAAGUUAGGUAUAUGAAUAUCUCCAUAAUAGCAUCAUUCUAGAUAGCAGCACAAAAUCAUGAUGUAGAGCUAUGCGACAUUUUACUAAAAGCUGGUGCAUCAAAAAAUGCAAUGGCAUUAUAUGCUAAUAAAAAGCAUGAUUGGUAUGGAGCAACCUUUACUACUAAAAGUCCGAUAUAAUUGUCCUGUUAGGACUUUUAUUUAACUUGUUUAAUAGGUCUCCUCUUCACGCAC